Molecule: messenger RNA, 1767 nt
Organism: Colletotrichum orchidophilum
Lineage: Eukaryota; Fungi; Ascomycota; Sordariomycetes; Glomerellales; Glomerellaceae
Product: crossover junction endonuclease MUS81
Exons: 1
Coding region: 1-1767 (588 amino acids)
Biological process (GO): resolution of meiotic recombination intermediates; double-strand break repair via break-induced replication; mitotic intra-S DNA damage checkpoint signaling
Cellular component (GO): Holliday junction resolvase complex; nucleus
Molecular function (GO): 3'-flap endonuclease activity; DNA binding; crossover junction DNA endonuclease activity
Source: RefSeq, a predicted model, not a curated record
AUGGCCGGCGAACACGAGCAAUACGCUAACCCUCUGCUCCUCGACUGGGUCAAGGAGUGGCUGGACACUGCGAGGGAACGGAACAUGAAGAGCACUUCUACUUAUCGGAAUGCCUACGAGUCUCUCAAAGCAUGCCCCAUCACUUUCAAGCAUCCACGCCAGCUCACCCAGCUCAAGGGCUUUGGCGACAAGCUCUCUUCUCGCCUGACAGAUAAGCUCAAGGAACAUUGCGAGUCCAACGGCUUGCCGAUGCCUAAGAACCCAUGCUUAUCCAAGGAAGACCGCGCAUCCCUCGGCCGCGCUGCUGAAGAUGACGAGCCUCCUCCGCCCAAGAAGGCCCGGAAGGCAAAGCCAUACGUCCCAACAUAUCGCUCGGGCGCCUACGCUCUUUUACUAUCUCUCUCCACGCUAGACAAGGGUACUCAAUUUGGAAUAACCAAAGCCAUCCUCACAGAGCUGGCCCAGGAACACUGUGACGCGUCCUUCUCGGCGCCGAGUGACAAUAGCAAGUCCUAUACGGCAUGGAACUCGAUGAAGACACUCCUCGAGAAAGACCUCGUAUGCGAGAAAGGCCGCCCACAAAGGCGGUAUUCUCUAACUGACGAGGGAUGGGAAGUUGCUGAACGCAUCAAAAGGACGACAGAAGCAAGCGGUCCUGCCGAUUACACUGUUGCAGGCCCCAGUACAAAGGCCGGUCCUGCAACGGGAUUCGAUCCGAUCUCUAUGCCGCUGAACAGAGAAGCUUCGCCAUCUAUCGAGCCAGUGGAACAGCCAAGGGCCACAUCAGCUUACGAAAGCGUCGUCGCGAAUGGGCCCGUGGUCUUGGACAAGGCGUCGCUACCAACUUUCACCCCGAUUCGGCUCGCGCCUGGUUCUUUCACAGUUCAUCUCGCUCUGGAUUUCCGUGAAAUUCGAGCAGUCAAGGAUCGCGACUAUAUGCAAGAUGAGCUCACCAAAAAGGGCGUGAAGCCCAUCAUGCGAGCUCUGGAAGUCGGCGACGCGCAAUGGAUUGCGAAAUGCCACGAUCCUGCCGUCCUAUCCCGCCACGGCGCAGAGGGAGACGAGGUUGUGUUAGAUUGGAUUGUCGAGCGCAAGCGACUUGAUGAUCUCGUCAGCAGUAUCAAGGAUGGCCGUUUUCACGAGCAGAAAUUUCGUCUCCGGAAAUCUGCAGUCAAGCAUGUUGUCUACAUCGUGGAGGAGAUUACCAUGGACUCGGCCUAUUUCUCCAAGAUUGAGGAGAUGAUCCAGUCCGCCACCGCGUCCACGCAAGUAGUUAAUGGCUACUUUCUCAAGAAAACCCAGAAGAUGGACGAUACGAUUCGGUAUCUUGCGCGGAUGACUUCCAUGCUCAAGAAGAUGUAUGAAUGCAAACCUCUUUUGGUGGUUCCGACCCCGGUCUUGACAGCGCAGAAUUACUUGCCGCUGCUGGAGCACCUUCGGGAGAAAGAGCCCACGACGGGUUAUUAUAUCACAUACGCGGCCUUUGCGUCGUUAGCGUCCAAGUCGGACAUGAUGACCUUGCGAGAUGUUUACCUGAAAAUGCUCAUGACAACUAGGGGCAUUACGGGGGAGAAAGCCUUGGAGAUUCAGAAGCGGUGGAGGACGCCUCGUGACUUUAUCAAGGCGUUCCAAGAGUGCGGUUCAGGCGAGCAAGGGCGUAAGAGGAAACGAGAGAUGGUUAUCAGCGGCCUACCUAAUCUCGUAGGGCGCAAGAAGAUUGCCAAGGCCGUCAGUCAACGGUUGGCCGAGGUCUGGGGUGAUGCAUGA